GCGCAGACGCGACGGCGAGCUGCGUCGUUACUUUUGAAAGGACCGGCGGGAGCCGCCGCGGAGCCCCUCGGAGCCUUGCGGUCGCCGAGUGCUGGGGCCGCGCGCCGCGGCCGGGGGCCUGGCCAUGGCGCGGCAGCUCUCCCGGGAGCAGGGCAUCACCCUGCGUGGGAGUGCCGAGAUCGUGGCCGAGUUCUUCUCAUUCGGCAUCAACAGCAUUUUGUAUCAGCGAGGCAUUUAUCCCUCGGAAACCUUCACUCGAGUGCAGAGAUACGGGCUCACCUUGCUUGUGACUACCGACCCCGAGCUCAUGAAAUACCUGAACAACGUGGUGGAACAACUGAAAGACUGGCUGUACAAGUGCUCGGUCCAGAAACUGGUGGUGGUCAUCUCGAAUAUCGAAAGUGGCGAGGUCCUUGAACGGUGGCAGUUUGACAUCGAGUGUGACAAGACUGCCAGAGACGACAGCGCGCCCCGGGAGAAGUCGCAGAAGGCGAUCCAAGAUGAAAUCCGCUCGGUGAUCCGACAGAUCACGGCCACCGUGACGUUCCUGCCGCUGCUGGAGGUCCCCUGUUCCUUCGAUCUGCUGAUCUACACGGACAAGGAUCUGGUGGUGCCCGAGAAGUGGGAGGAGUCGGGGCCGCAGUUCAUCAGCAACUCGGAGCAGGUGCGCCUGCGCUCCUUCACCACCACGGUCCACAAGGUGAGCAGCACGGUGGCCUACAAAAUCCCCGUCCUCGACUGAGGGCGAGCCGGCGCGCGCUGCCUGACACCGGGUCGGCGACACCGUGCGACGGGUUUCACCGCUCCGUCUCCAGAUGAGGAGCCCGACACUUUACCCAGCUGCAGGAUCGCCCCAUUUGUGGUGCCUGUUUGACUUUCCGGAGUAAACGUAGUCUUUUGCGUACUGUCCAAAGCGGGGAGCCACGGGUGACGGGGGCACUGCCGGGUCCUUUUCUGUGAGGGUCGCAGCUAGAUGGGGGAACUUGCACUGUAACGCUGAAGGCCUUUUUAGUCGUCCCUUCUGGCCCAGUGGCUGGCGUCGGAACGCAGGUGAGGCUGCAACAGCAGCAGAAGUCCGACGAUCCGGAAUGUUUAUUCAGGCCCCAAAGUGACUGAUCGGCCACAGCAACAGAACACUGCUAUUAGGUCCUUCUGCCAUUUAUUUCAUGUGUAUGGUUCCCACGUUGAGAAAAUCUCUGAGUAUUUGAUUUAAUGUAUAUAAUUUACACUCAUAAAGCCACUGCUAUUUCUACUGUUUAAGUUUUCGUGAUACAGAAUUCUUAGUGUCUUUGUGUUGAUAAAAUCAAGCUUUGAGUGACCGUGACAAAUAAAGUUGAGCGCGCGUGUUUUA
This is a messenger RNA of Phyllostomus hastatus (greater spear-nosed bat), 1351 nucleotides long. It is a transcript of the gene MAD2L1, whose product is annotated as mitotic arrest deficient 2 like 1. The transcript has 5 exons. Gene Ontology annotation, biological process: mitotic spindle assembly checkpoint signaling. Lineage: Eukaryota; Metazoa; Chordata; Mammalia; Chiroptera; Phyllostomidae. The record is from RefSeq and is a predicted model, not a curated record. The coding region runs from base 125 to 742 and encodes 205 amino acids. Gene Ontology annotation, cellular component: kinetochore; cytoplasm; nucleoplasm.